Molecule: messenger RNA, 1371 nt
Organism: Drosophila elegans
Lineage: Eukaryota; Metazoa; Arthropoda; Insecta; Diptera; Drosophilidae
Gene: Gr64a
Product: gustatory receptor for sugar taste 64a
Exons: 7
Coding region: 1-1371 (456 amino acids)
Biological process (GO): sensory perception of sweet taste; detection of chemical stimulus involved in sensory perception of taste
Cellular component (GO): membrane
Molecular function (GO): sweet taste receptor activity
Source: RefSeq, a predicted model, not a curated record
AUGAAAGGACCUACAUUGAACUUUCGUAGAAAUCCCAGCAAGGGUAAUGCCAUUAAAUCAGUGGAGAUUUUGGCCAAGCCCGAAACUCCACCACCCAAGUUUAUGGAGGAAUCUAAUAUGGAAUUUAACAUAUUGGCCAGCGAGAGGCUGCCCAACUAUGCGAAACUGGAUCUCUUUCAUAGAGCUGUGUAUCCAUUCAUGCUUUUGGCCCAAUGUUUUGCCGUAAUGCCUUUAUUGGGCAUUCGGGAGUCCAAUCCAAGACGCGUUCGAUUUGCCUACAAAUCUGUGCCCAUGUUUGUCACCGUGAUCUUCAUGACGGCCACUUCUACAUUAUUUCUGGGCAUGUUUACUCGCCUAGUUAAUAUUGGUAUUACGGCUAAAAAUUUUGUGGGUUUGGUGUUUUUUGGCUGUGUUUUGACUGCCUAUGUGGUAUUCAUUCGACUGGCAAAUAAAUGGCCAGCAGUUAUACGCUACUGGACCAAAACGGAAAUGGUUUUCACCAAACCACCUUAUGAAUUACCCAAAAGAAAUCUUUCACGUCGAGUGCAGUUGGCUGCCUUGGCCAUUAUUGGCCUGUCCUUAGGUGAACACACACUAUAUCAGGUAUCGGCUAUACUGAGUUAUAAGCGCCGCUUAAAUAUAUGCACCAAUAUAACCGAAGUGGCCAAUUUUGAUAAUUACAUACAAAGAAACUACGACUAUGUGUUUGAAAUACUGCCUUAUAGUCCGAUCUUAGCUGCUCUUAUGUUGCUAAUCAAUUUAGCCUGCACUUUUGUUUGGAACUACAUGGACCUCUUUAUCAUGAUGAUUAGCAAGGGUUUGUCCUAUCGAUUUGAGCAAAUAACUGCUCGCAUUCGAAAAUUGGAACAUGAAGAGGUCUCGGAAUCGGUUUUUAUCCAAAUUCGGGAGCAUUAUGUCAAGAUGUGCGAACUACUGGAAUUUGUAGACAGUGCUAUGUCCAGUCUAAUAUUGCUUUCGUGUGUUAAUAAUCUAUACUUUGUGUGCUACCAGCUGCUAAAUGUUUUCAACAAACUUCGCUGGCCCAUCAACUAUGUGUACUUCUGGUACUCCCUUCUGUAUCUGAUUGGACGCACGGCCUUUGUUUUCCUCACGGCGGCGGACAUCAAUGAGGAAUCCAGGCGGGGAUUGGGGGUCCUGCGGAGGGUUUCGAGUCGCAGCUGGUGCGUGGAGGUGGAGCGUCUGAUAUUUCAGAUGACUACCCAGACAGUGGCCCUUUCCGGCAAGAAGUUCUACUUCCUCACGCGUCGCCUGCUCUUUGGAAUGGCUGGCACCAUUGUCACCUACGAGUUGGUCCUUUUGCAAUUCGAUGAACCCAAUCGACGCAAAGGACUGCAGCCCCUGUGCGCCUGA